Messenger RNA from Panonychus citri (citrus red mite), 2005 nucleotides. RefSeq names its product fatty acyl-CoA reductase 1-like. The coding region runs from base 266 to 1801 and encodes 511 amino acids. Gene Ontology annotation, cellular component: peroxisome. Gene Ontology annotation, molecular function: alcohol-forming very long-chain fatty acyl-CoA reductase (NADP+) activity. Lineage: Eukaryota; Metazoa; Arthropoda; Arachnida; Trombidiformes; Tetranychidae. Gene Ontology annotation, biological process: long-chain fatty-acyl-CoA metabolic process. The transcript is spliced from 7 exons. The record is from RefSeq and is a predicted model, not a curated record.
ACAAUUAAACUGAGAGAGAGAGAGAGAGAGUGAAACCAUUAGGAUUGUAUUCAUCAGAAAUCAGGUCAACUGUUCAAUUAUAAUUCGAUAGAAUUGUUGAUUUCUCCCUCAUCUCCAUCAUCUCAUAAUUUUAGACAACGAAAGGUAAACCCAAGUACCAAGUGAGAGGUGGAACCCGAAACUGGUUUAGUUAACAGUCUAACCCACACAUUCACUGAAAUUCACUUGAUGAUCAACAAUUAAUUUGGUGAAAAAAUUUAAAGUUAUGGUUGAGACAAUUAAGGAUUUUUACAGAGAUCAGUGUAUCUUAGUGACCGGUGCCUCUGGAUUUUUGGGUAAAGUUUUAAUUGAAAAGUUACUUCGUGAUUGUCCAACUCUUGGUACAAUUUAUGUUCUACUUCGAGCUCGAGGUGGUCAAUUACCACAAUCCCGUUUACGUGAAUUACUUGAAUCUCAAAUAUUUGAUUCAAUUCGUAGUGUCAAUCCUUCAAUCUUAACCAAAGUCAAAUCAAUCUCAGGUGAUAUUACCUUUGAAGGUCUUGGUCUUAAUUACAAUGAUUUAAGUGAAUUAAAGGAAAACGUUUCCAUUGUGAUACAUUCAGCAGCAACAAUUAGAUUUGAUGAACCAAUUAAGAGAGCCAUUCAAAUCAAUGUCACUGGAACCAACCGAGUUUUACAUUUGUGCCAUCAAUUAAAAAAUCUUAAGGCCUUGGUUCAUGUAUCUACAGCCUAUUGUAACAUUGAGAAACAUGGAAUCCAGGAGAUCGUUUAUCCAGAACCAAUUCCAGUUUCUAAAGUGAUUCAAGCUUCUGAGUGGAUGGACGAUGAUUUACUGAGCAACAUUGCUGACCAAUUGUACAAUGGACGACCAAGUAGUUACCAUUAUACUAAAGCUUUGGCUGAAAAUUUGUUACAUCAAGAAGGAAACGUUUUACCAAUCGCCAUAGUGCGACCUUCAAUUAUCACCGCUUCUUGGAAAGACCCGAUUCCAGGGUGGAUUGAUAAUUACAAUGGACCCUCCGGGUUCCUUGUCUCCUCUGGUAAAGGUGUACUUCGUACCAUGCACGUUCAUGGUGAAAAAAUUUGUGAUAUGAUUCCGGUUGAUAUUGUUGCCAAUACAUUGAUUGUCUCUGCUUGGUAUGUUUCAACCAAAGCAAAUGAAAGUCCAACGGUGAUUAACUGUACAUCAGGAUCAAUUAAUCCAAUCACUUGGAAUACCUUUCAAAAUCUUUCACAUAAUCUACUGAUUAAACAUCCAUCUAAUCAGUUAUUCCGUUAUCCUGGAGCUUCAUUUCACUCCAACAGGCUUGUCCAUACAUUUUUCCUUCUCCUUGAACAUUAUAUUCCCGCCUUUGUUGUUGACCUUCUAUUCAAAUUUACUGGACAUAAACCAAUUUUAAAUCAAGUUUAUCAGAAAGUUCAUCGAGCCAUGAAUGCAUUGGAAUAUUUCACUACCAAUGAGUGGACAUUUAGAAAUGAAAAUUUUGUCAACUUAAUGAAAUCAUUGGAACCUGAUGAUUUUACCAAAUUCAGCCUCGAUGUUGGAUCAAUUAAUUGGUGUGAUUACAUUGAGAAUUACAUUCUCGGUGUUAGAAAGUAUCUUUUAAAAGAGGAUCCAGCAACAUUGCCUAAGGCAAGAAAAAACAUCAAAAGACUUUACCUGAUCACACAGAUGAUUAAAGUUGGAUUUCUGUUCACGGUGACUUACCAAUCGCUCCACAAGCAAUCAAGCCUCCAUAGGAGUCUAGAUGUUGUUCGUAAAUUAAGCCUUCGAAUCAACAACAAACCACAAUUAAUUUAAAUUAACCUGUAAUUUGUUUUGUUUGCUUUGCAAAUUUAUACAGUUUAUAAAACAAUUAACUCCAAUGGAAAACAGCAUCUCAAGCAAAGCUCACAAUUAACAACAACAACAAUAUAUCAUUUUCACUUCGCCAAAAGUUUUUCCCAUUUGCCUUUGAUAAAAUUACAAUUACAAUUAAUAAAAAUGUUUUAAUCAUCAUCACAA